AGAAAGAAAGAAAGAAAAAAGGCGGGGUGUGGGGGAGGAAGCAGAUCACGGUGACCAAACCUCCUCAGCUCAGCCCCCAGCGGUCCAACCACGCAUGCGCACCACAACGACGACCGAGGCCGCGGAGCUGCCAGAACCUAAGAGGUCUUGAUAACCCAAAAGCAUUGUGCUUAUCGCAACUGAUAUUUACAGUUUCUCUUUGUGGACCUCAUAUUGCAAUAUGGCUGCCUAAGCCCCUUGAAAGGGACUAGAGUCUGAAGCCUGGGAGAUAGUUCCAAAUAAAUUAUUUUUCUCUAAGAAGUCUUAGUACUUCUUAGAAGUACUUGAAUACUAUGGCUGGUCAUAUAGGUUUAGUUAAUGAAUAUAAAAGUUUGGCAUUUCCCCCUACAAAGCAGCAACAUUCUAUUAAAUGCAAUAGCAAUCUAAUAGUUAAGCAACCUGGUUAAAAUGAUUCCAUAAGACUUCCCUGAAAAUGUAAAAGAAUACUCAUUCAGGACUGUUCAAAGCUUGUUGAUGUCCAGAGCAGGUUUGUAGUGGUUGACAGAUAUCAUUCUUGCCUUGACAUUCACACAGCUUUAUUGCUGUCUUUGGUGCAAGGCAAAAACACUGACAUCUUGAAUGCAAAUGGUUUUGCAUAUCUUGAAGAGAAACCUCAUCCCUACUUGAUUUUUUAAAAAGGCUUUUCAGCAUAUGUACAAAGAAGUUUUACAUAUGUAUAAAUACUACAUUUUUCUUUAAAGUUUCUUUGAUGGCAUCUCUAAUAAAGUCUUACACUUUUCUGCCCUGUAAGGGUUAUAGUUUUAAUCCUGUUCUCCGUAUUAUUAGGGAAACCAAUCUUGAAUCCUGAUCCUAAACUGUUACUUGGACAUCCAUUGAUUUAAGUGGUUUACAAGCUGCAUAGUAUAAUGCAGGCAGUUCCGAACUGCCUACAUUGCAUUGCACUGCACACCGUGUAAGCCAGUGGGAUUUGUGCCAUGAAUGCAUUAGUUUCUUCAUUGACACUGACAAAGACUUGCUUUCCUUGAGUGGUGACUAAGGGGCUAAUGAUGAAAAAGGAAGUGUUGUAACAGUUUGAGAGAAUGGAUUUUGAAAAGACAGUACAUUUCUAUUUGAUCAAAAGAAUUCAAAGUACUGUACUAAAUGAUGAGAUUCUGUAACUUGGAUUUUUUAAAAAAACCACCUGCAUGUAAUGUUUCACUUUCAGGUUCUUAUUUUAUUAUGGCCUGGAAGUUAAUCAGACUUGCAUGAAACUACCUCCCAGGCUUCAGACUCGUCCCUUACUCCCAUCCUGUUUCAUUAUGAACAUAGUGGGAAGCAGCUCUUUCCUGUCUAAACUGAAGAAUGGUGAUGUGAGUGAACUGAAGUAUGACUUGUCAUGUGAACUCUACAGGAUGUCCACUUUCUCGACUUUCCCUCUGGAUGUACCAGUAUCAGAAAGAAGCCUUGCACGUGCCGGCUUCUAUUACACUGGUGUGAAGGACAAAGUGAAAUGUUAUAAUUGUGGCUUGAUGUUGGAUAACUGGAAAAAAGGUGAUGAUGCUCUGGACAAGCAUAGACAGCUCUAUCCUAGUUGCAGCUUUCUUCAGAGUCUGACUCUGGUGAGCAAUCUUGGCCCAUCAUUUCAUUCUGCCUUUGCACCUCUAACUACCUCUGGACUGUCGUCUUCCAAUUCCACACCGAAAGCACCAAGUUUGGAUCAAGUUGGCUAUUUCAGCGGAAGGUUUUCAAGCUUUUCCCAGGAUCCAGUGACGUCCAGGGCAGUGGAAGAUCUGUCACAUUUGAGACCUAAAGCUUUCAAUUGUGCAAUGAGUUCUGAAGAAGUCAGGCUGCACACUUUCCAGGCAUGGCCUCUGCCAUUUCUGGCACCAUCUGCUUUAGCAAAAGCUGGUUUUUAUUAUAUAGGCCCUGCAGACAAGGUGGCUUGUUUUGCCUGUGGUGGUCAGCUGAGUAACUGGGAGCCAAAGGAUAAUGCUAUGUCUGAACACCGGAGGCACUUUCCAAACUGCCCUUUUGUGGAACAGACCCGAGACCAGCCCAGUUUCACAGUCUCUAAUCUGAGCAUGCAAACACAUGUGGCACGUGUCAACACUUUCAGAAACUGGCCAAUCACCAUUCCUGUUCAACCACAGCAGAUUGCAGAUGCUGGCUUCUAUUAUGUAGGUCGCAAUGAUGAUGUCAAAUGUUUCUGCUGUGAUGGUGGACUCAGAUGUUGGGAAUCUGGGGAUGACCCAUGGGUGGAGCAUGCUAAGUGGUUUCCAAGGUGUGAAUAUCUGAUCCAUGUGAAAGGGCAAGAGUUUGUUCAUCAAGUUCAAGCAAGGUUCCCCCAUCUUCUCGAACAGCUUCUGUCCUCUUCAGAUAUACCAGUGGAUGAAAAUGCUGAUCCAUCAGUUGUUCAUUUUGAACCUGGUGAACAUGCUUCAGAAGAUGCAAUCAUGAUGAAGACUCCAGUGGUUGAAGCUGCCUUGGAGAUGGGAUUCAGCAGAAGACUAAUCAAACAGACUGUUCAGAGUAAAAUCUUAACAACAGGAGAGAACUAUAAGACUAUAAGUGAUCUUGUGUCUGAUCUUGUUAAUGCAGAAGAUGAAAAGAGGGAAGAUGAGAAGGAGGUACAGUUGGAGGAAUCAACAUCUGAUCUCUCCUUAAUCCGAAAGAACCGAAUGGCACUAUUUCAGCGCUUAACAUGUGUGCUUCCUAUCCUGGAAAGUUUGUUAGCUUCCAGAGUAAUAACUGACCUUGAACACCAUGUUAUUAAGCAAAAAACCCAGACGUCUCUGCAAGCAAGAGAACUGAUUGAUACCGUCUUGGUGAAAGGAAAUGCAGCUGCAAACAUAUUCAGAAACUGUUUACAGGAAUGUGAUCCUGUGUUAUACAAAGACUUGUUUGUGGAGAAGAAUAUGACUUACAUUCCAACCGAAGAUGUUUCAGGCCUACCCAUGGAAGAACAGCUGAGGCGAUUACAAGAAGAGAGAACAUGCAAAGUUUGCAUGGACAAGGAAGUAUCCAUUGUCUUCAUCCCAUGCGGCCAUUUAGUGGUGUGUAAAGAAUGUGCCCCUUCCCUUCGGAAAUGCCCUAUAUGUAGAGGGACAAUCAAAGGCACAGUUCGGACAUUUCUUUCAUGAAGUCAUAAAACAUGCAAUUUUUUUUGUAUGCUUGAUUUGCACUCAGGACUUGCUAUCUGAAGUGAUUGUAACACACAAUGCAAGCAGUGCCGCCCAGGAUCCUCGCGUGACAUAGCAAGAGUUCCUAAGGCAUACCUUGUUGGAUCACCCAUAGUGCCGCAAACGGCUGCUUAGACUGUUAGGCCGGGAAAACGUGCCCUGUUGGUGCCUUGGAACCAAAUAGGGUGAUCCACUUACCUAGUCUGUUACAGCUGAUGAUGCACAGAAGUAGUUGCUAACUAUUGUGAACUGCUUUGAGAGACCUCCAGUAUAUUUUUCUAGCUCAGAAUAUCUUAUUAUAAAUAAAACCACUAUAUCAUAAAUAUCUAUAUCAUCUAUAUCUAUAUAGAUGAGAUGGCUGUAUUUUUGUUACUAACAAAAUUCUUGUAUUUAUUUGAAUAUAUUUGUAGGAUGUAUAUUGAAAUAAUGUUACAAAAAGCACUAAAAUUUAGUGUUUCUGUGAAAUAAAACCAUCUUAAUGGUAAAAGUC
Messenger RNA from Hemicordylus capensis (graceful crag lizard), 3648 nucleotides. It is a transcript of the gene BIRC2, whose product is annotated as baculoviral IAP repeat containing 2. Lineage: Eukaryota; Metazoa; Chordata; Lepidosauria; Squamata; Cordylidae. The transcript is spliced from 9 exons. Gene Ontology annotation, biological process: regulation of apoptotic process; regulation of cell cycle. The record is from RefSeq and is a predicted model, not a curated record. Gene Ontology annotation, cellular component: spindle microtubule; nucleus; cytoplasm. The coding region runs from base 1245 to 3119 and encodes 624 amino acids.